UACUGUGAAUCUGAAAGGCUGUUCUUCCCGUUCCAUUUUGGCGAUGUCUUGUCUCGAGUCUCGUCUCUUGUGAGCUUAGCUUUGACCCUUGAGUUUUGGACCGGUGUUUUUGAAAUUUUGAAAUUGAAAUGGCUUGGCCUGUGCUUUGAAAUUGAAAUCUUGGAUGCCGUUGCGAAAAAUGUUGUACGACGAUGAACGCAGAUUAAGAGAGAGAGAGAGAGAGAGAGUAAAAACCGAAACGGAAGAAGACGAGAAAGAGGCGUUGACCUUGUUCAAUUGCGGAGGCGUAUCCGGUUGGAAAUCUUCAGAUGCCAAAAAGCAUGUUCACUGGAGCCCACCACCUUUCACACUAAUUCAAAAUUUCAUCAACUUCAUUCCACCAUAACGCUGAGCCCCACGACACGAUUCCUUGCUUGUUCCUGUUUCAUCGUCCCUGUUAAUCAGCGAAACCCAGGGCAAUUAGUUUCCACCAGCAGCCAAAACGCCUGCUUCUUCGUCGGUUUUUCUUCACGAUUUCGUCCAAAAACAAUGUAUCCAAAGGUGAAGGUCAGACAAGAACAACACGAAGAGGAUCACCGGAUUAUAGAGGACAAUAAUUUGAAAGCUUUGCUGUCUCUGUCGUUGCGGGUUUCUCCUCCUCCAGUGAGGAACCAGAAAGGUGUCUCUCAUCCAUCUUCUGCCGAAGUACCUAAAUGUUAUGUUCCACAUGCACCUAUUCCAAGAGUACCUCUAUCUGAAGAUUUAGAAGCCUGCAAUUUGACAUCAGAUUCUUCGAGAUUUCCAGGACCUGAGAAGGAUGACCAUAUUGAUGAGGACAGGGUAAAUAUAGAGCCAGUUCAAUUCCGCCUCCUCGUGCUGUUAUAUCUAGUCCAGAUAAUGACACUAUGAUUGGGAACAAAAAUCGAAUUAAAGGCAGUGAAAGACUUCCAGCUUCAAAGAACUAUACUGUGCUACAAAAUAGACAUGCUCUCUGUAAAGUUAAAUCAAGGAACGUUACUGAAACUUCACCAAACAUGAAGAAUCCCAAGGAAGAUGCAGAUAAAUCAAGUAACAUUUAUAGUUCUGCACAAAAGAGAAGGCCAACAAAGUCAGCAUCAAAUCAGAAAACUCACCCGAAGAAGUGGGAAUUCUAGCUGCAGUGGAUUGUAGGAGCAUGCCUGUGUUUAUCUGAUUGUUGGCGUGCUAGAUGUAUUACAAUCGUAAUCCAGUUAUGCCGUGGGAAAUAUUUUUGAAAUGAACAGGAGAAUCUGACUUGGACUCCAUGCAAAAUAAUGCAAUAGAAAGUUUUACUCGCCCAUUACAAUCCUUCAAAUGCGUUGGUUAGUGAUAGUUGAGAACAUGCUUGACAUAUGUGUCAGCUCUGUGGUGGAAUGGAGGUUUUGCAAGGUAGACCAUAAGACCAAUAUGUGUGUAUAAUUUAGCCAUCGGUUUAACCAUCAGUAUACAGAUGAAACACAGAUGAAACAAGUGCUUGAAUUUGAUCAAGAGUAAAUUUCAGGCAUGCUGCUCAACUUAAUUGA
This is a messenger RNA of Prosopis cineraria, 1520 nucleotides long. RefSeq lists its product as uncharacterized. Bases 529 to 888 code for a protein of 119 amino acids. The transcript is spliced from 4 exons. NCBI's taxonomy places the organism in Eukaryota, Viridiplantae, Streptophyta, Magnoliopsida, Fabales, Fabaceae. The record is from RefSeq and is a predicted model, not a curated record.